Adineta ricciae is the source of this 1278-nucleotide messenger RNA. Lineage: Eukaryota; Metazoa; Rotifera; Eurotatoria; Adinetida; Adinetidae. The record is from the annotation of a GenBank genome assembly.
AUGGCUGAUACUGAUGAUGUAUUGAAUGAAGAACGUCAAAUCAAUGAUGAUUAUAAAAUUUGGAAGAAAAAUUCUGCUUUCCUCUAUGAUUUAAUUAUGACCCACGCAUUAGAAUGGCCAUCAUUAACUGUGCAAUGGUUACCACAUGUAACAAAAUCCGACGAUAACAAAGAUUGUACGACGCAUCGUCUUAUUCUUGGCACACAUACAUCAGAUGAACAAAAUCAUUUAGUCAUUGCUUGCGUACAAAUUCCUAAAGAUGGAGGUGUCAGUGAUUCUACGCAAUAUGAAUCUGAACGAGGAGAAUUUGGAGGUUUUGGAUUAUUCAAUGCAAAAAUCGAUAUUGAAUUGAAAAUCAAUCAUGAUGGUGAAGUCAAUCGAGCUCGAUAUAUGCCGCAAAAUCCGUCUCUGAUUGCGACAAAGUCUCCCUCAGCUGACGUUUUGAUCUUCAAUUACACGAAAUUAGCCAGUCAAUCAAAAGAGCAAUUAAUGAACCAAAGUGCCGACUGUUGUCCUGAACUACGUCUUCGUGGACAUACCAAGGAAGGCUAUGGUCUUUCAUGGAAUCCAAAGUCCAGUGGCCAUAUUUUAUCUGCAUCAGAUGAUCAUACAGUCUGCUACUGGAAUAUUGAAAAAGGAGCGACCGAAGGCAAAUUUGUUGAUCCAUUGGCAGCUUUUUCUGGGCAUCAAGCGGUUGUCGAAGACGUCGCUUGGCAUUUAUUUCAUGAAACGUUGUUCGGUUCCGUUGGUGACGAUUGCAAACUAAUGAUUUGGGAUACUCGUUCGUCAAAUUUGACAAAACCAUCGCACGUCGUCGAUGCACAUUCUGCCGAAGUCAAUUGUUUAUCAUUCAAUCCAUUUUCAGAAUACAUUCUCGCAACUGGAUCAGCUGACAAGACGGUGGCACUCUGGGAUCUUCGAAAUUUGAAAUUGAAAUUGCAUACAUUCGAAUCGCAUAAAGACGAAAUCUUUCAAGUUCAAUGGUCACAUCACAAUGAGACUAUUCUCGCGUCUAGUGGUACAGAUAGACGAUUACACGUUUGGGAUUUAAGCAAAAUUGGUGAAGAACAAACCGGUGAUGACGCAGAGGAUGGUCCACCCGAAUUAUUGUUUAUCCAUGGUGGACAUACAGCAAAGAUUUCGGAUUUCUCCUGGAAUCCUAAUGAACCAUGGGUGAUUUGUUCAGUUUCGGAAGAUAAUAUCAUGCAAGUCUGGCAAAUGGCUGAGAACAUCUACACAGAAGAUGAAACUGAAGCAAAUUCGGCUGAUCUCGAAUAA